Molecule: messenger RNA, 10504 nt
Organism: Hylaeus anthracinus
Lineage: Eukaryota; Metazoa; Arthropoda; Insecta; Hymenoptera; Colletidae
Product: mucin-2-like
Exons: 18
Coding region: 557-7744 (2395 amino acids)
Source: RefSeq, a predicted model, not a curated record
UGUCUGAGGGUAGGGGCAGCUGGAGUGCCACGCAGAGAGCAAGCAACGACGGUGGUGGUGGUUGGCGGUGAGCCGUAGACUCCGGCGAAAGGGAAAAUGGUCGGGCGAACACUUUUUUUUCUCCCCCAUUUACACCCAGGUUUUUUGACACGGUCGUCGGUUCGAUCGACUUCCAUUUGUCUCCGAGCAUUCCGUCGACCAACGUCCAACCACGCGCUCCUUGCACCGGUGCAAAUCGAAUUCAUCGCGAGGAUGCGCGACGCUCGUGUCCGUCUCACUUAAUCACGAGCACGAUUCGCGCGAGUUAACGUGAAAACGUCGUCGAUAACGAUUUUCUCGCGGUUCUAUUUCCACGUAAGUGUGCUUGGAAACUUUUGACAGAUUGAACAAUUGCGAUUGUUUCGUUUGAAAUUCGGUUUCUCUGUCGCGUAUCGUCCGUGAUCGUUGAUCGUGAUCUGUGCGCGGCUGGGGUACCGCGGAGCGAGUAGGACGAUCUGUGACGAUCUGGUGAACUGAAAUGAUACAUUGGAUAAGGCUUGUUUAAGAAGUUGCAAGAAUGGCGCGGAGAUUUUCGUGGUGCACGGUGGUGGCAUUGGUGGUGCUGCUUUUCGUCACGACCGAAGGUCUUCGUGAACGCAGUACUCAGGUCGACGACCGCAACGCUCACAGUCCUAGAGAUCGAGGCACUCAGAGGUUCAACACUAAAUCUCUGGAAGAUGCAACAACCACGUCGAGCUCGUUACCAUCGAGAAGCAAGGGGGACAGAUCAUCGCAAUCAAACAAGUCUUCGUACACCGAAAGGCGCAACGAAGGGACAGCUCCAAAGCCUGCCAUCAACUCGGAAUCAAAAUUCGGAUCUAGCAACCGUUCGAACGCGAGAAUGACGAAGACGAUCGACCGAAGUGGCUCGUCUGGUGUAGCCGAAGCUACGAACAAUUCGAGAAGAUCUUUUUCAGGAAAGAAUACCGAAGAAAGCGAGAGAUCAGAUCCGACGAUCCGACGGAGGAGCGGGAAGAGCUACUCCCCGGAGAACAGCGAAGGGAGAAGAUCGAAAGACGAGCAAAGAAAAACGUUCGCCAGGCGUUUCGACAGUUCGGAUGUCACCGAGAGACUGGACAACAGAGGACCAUCGGUGUUCAGCGCAACCACGGAAUCAUCGAGGUCCAGAACUGGAAGGAAGAUUCAAACGACUUAUGCGCGGAAAGAUGCCAAGUCUCAGUUACCCAUCAGAAGGCAUAAUAACAAAAAGCACGCGGACCAAGGGGCGACUAUGGAUUCUUUCAAACGAGCCGAAGGGAGGAGUAGAUCGACGACAGAGAGGGUUGAGCGGAGCACUCGAUCCAGCAGGUCCAAAGUGAGCAACAGAGAGAACAAUACUAUCAGUCGCAAGGCUCAAGAUACCCUUCUGUCGGAAUCAGAGAGUGUUAGAGUCGAUAUUCCCUUGGCAGUGGAAGCCACGGACAAUCCAGUAAACGAUGUGACCGUAGGUGUAACGGGAUUCCCUCAGAGACAGUUCUCCACAGAGAUCAACAGGAGGUCCGAUAGCAAGGAUUCAUCGAGAUCUAACGCAAGGUCUAAGGGUCGUGGACGAUCUAGCGACUCUGACUCUGCCAGGAACAGCUCUCGAAGAGGAUCUUCAAGAUUCAACGAGUACACGACUACUGAAGCGAGCGAGCAGACUGUUGGCUCGAGAAGAAGUAGUGCUUCCAGAGAUAGAUCGAGGGGUUCUGCGAAUGAAUCGCGAUCAAGAUCCAGGGGGAGAAAUUUGGAUAGCAUUGUCAAGCCCACUACAGCGACGUUUGAGCGUGAUAUCAAGCGUAAGACCUCUGGAGACAGGAAUUCUCCUGAGAGGAGGUCGAGGAUUGCUGAGGCUAACUCUAGAACUGUCGAAGGUCGUGGGCAGGAUCAGGAUGUUCGUGGAAGGUCUAGGAAUAGAUCCAGAGUGGAUGCUACUACGUCUACUGCACUUGUACCAGAAGUCACUACAAUUGCUGCAUCAGACACAACAGCCUUCAUCGACGUCGCGUCUACUUCCACCGAAUCCGAAAUCACCACCAUAAAACCUCUACCUUCGACUACAACCACAGUGUCCUCGAGAAUAGUAGCAACAACGCCAAGACCGUCUUUGGCUACCACAGUGGCACACGAAGGACGCAACCGACGAAGAGGUAGAGGUAAUCAAGGAGGGAAUCAAGGCAGAACGGAGCAGAAGGAAGAUUUCUUCAAUCACGGACUAGGGUUCAGAGGUCGGAAGCCUCUGCCCGAGGUGUCACCGUACCUAAGCGGUACAAAGAAACCUGCCCUGUCGCAAAACGAUUCCCAAUCGUCUGGAAAUCCGGGUUGGACGCUCAGAAGGCGACCAGAUCACUCGAACAGUUCGGAAGCUCCUCCUAAGACGGCGAUUCCCUCGGCGAGAGAUCAAACGAACGAAGUGAUACCACCGAACGAGCAAUCCACGACCACCGAAACUACAACGACGGUAGAAAGUUCGUCGACUACCACGAGAAGAGGGUUCAAGAAGCUACAGACAAACACGGAAGAAAGUACAACAGUUGCUAGUACAACGAUGAAGGGUUACAGAAGGGGUAAUAAGACCUAUGAUAAAAAUCGGACUCCAGGAGCUGGAAAAGUGGCAGAGGACAACCAGGAUAGCGACAAUUAUCCGCCUGACUUCAAAGCAAGAUUGUCCCAGUUGAAGAGUACGAACACGAAAAUACCAGCCCUGAAAACUACCUCUAGAACACCUUUGGAGGUGAAAAGAUCCUCGGCCGCUUUGUUCGCCGAGAGAUCGCGGAUGAAGCUGGACCUGGCUAGGAGGUUAGUGAAGCCAGAGUUGAACAUCGAGGAGAAUGAUCUCGACGCAACCACGGCCUCAUCUUUCAGCAAACCGAAGUCAACGAGUGGCAAGCCACCUGUCGACGGAAUCCUCAAGGUUGGCAAGUUCGCCAAGCCAGGUGCAGCGGAGCGCCGAGCCUCGAUCGAGCACUCUAGGGAAGACGAGAGAGCCUCGAAUCUCUCCAGACCGAGGAAAGGUCUCGAGGACUCGUUCAAGGUUACCAGACCGUCCGCCUCGAAGAAGGGGCGAGUGAUAUCCGAGAGAAUGGUCACCUCGAUCUCGGUCGAAGAGAGAGUUGAGGAGACCACGAAACCCUACGGGACGACCAGUCCCUCUGUUAUCACCGUGGCCUCGGAAGAAACGGCGGCCACCACCCUCGACACCGCGAGGGUCCGUCUAUCCGGUCUACGCGCUGCCAAGAAAUCCAAGGAAGAAUUCUACUCCCGCGAAAACACCGACUCAGUUACCACCGUCAAACCGAAGAAACCUUACGCCCACCAGCCACGAAACAGGAAGAAUCACGAGCAACUCAGGUCAUCGGAGCAAUUCAGGUCAUCCGAGGAAACCUCCGCGACGUCGACGAAACAGACGAGUAAACAGACAACGCAGAGAACGUCGCAGACGUCGCAAGAAGAGAAUGUUAUAAAGAAGUCCAAGUUUGGCAACGACGUUACCAAGCCCAGCUUCCGACCCCGUUACAGUAAGAAAACAAAAGAUAAUUCGAUAGAGGAUACGACGACGAAGUACCAGGCGGCUGGUACCACGAACUUACCGACGCCCACCAGCAGAUAUUCCAGGAAGAAGGCUGUGGUGAAGACUGUCGAUGGUCUCAAGGUCACCACGACAGAGGGACCAGCGACCCUGACGAAGAAGAUCGAGUUUCGACCCAGAACUGCGACUUACAGAAGACAUUCCGAGGUUCCCACGACCUCGGUCGAGACCACCACCAAGGUCGAUGGAGCUGGAGUCGCCAUCACUCCUCGUUCGCCGAGAUUCCAGGUCAACUCGAUAACCACCUCUCCAGCCCCUCGAUCGGUACCGCAGGAACCACAGAUGAACCUGCAGAUCGCGAACGAUACCACGCAACAGGCGCCAGGUAUUACCGGCAGCAGCAACGGCGACAGUGGUAACACCAACGUCUUCAAUCCUGCCAGAAGCGCGGUUCUAGCUGGGAAUUCAACGCUUCUGGAGCAACUGAGGAGCACCGUCGCACCGCUGCUGAGCUCGCUUGGUAACAAGACGCCCGUGUUCUCUGGAUCCUACAGCAAUGUUAACAACGCGAAUUCAGCCCCCAGAAUCACCCCAAGUGGAUCGCCACCGCGAUUUAGCGCAAGAUACAAGGGUGCGGAAUUGUUUAUCAGAAAGCAGAAUAAUGUUUACCAGGCUACCGUGCCAUCGAUCACUAGUUCGUCCACCACUCCAGUUACACCCGUAGAGAACUCCGGUGCCGUACCACCUAUCGACGUCUCGAGUCCUGGCGAACCACGAUUCUUGACUAUUUAUCAGGCGUUGGAGUCGGCUAACAUCAGGAACGAACGGUUAUUGGGAAACGCAAGCUUGCUAGGAGAAGAACGAGUUGGCGUGGCCCCCCAGGAUACAACAUCGACAACCGCCCAAGGGACGGCAGGUUCGGGAAUCGGCCAAACGACCGAGAUCACUACCCCAUCCACCACUCCAUCCACCGCACCCCCCACUUUUUCUACUCCCGAUUCUUCUUCUCUCAUGACAACCACUUCAUCAUCGGUCGAGACAACGACAGGAACGACAGCGACGACCACGACAGUGACCACGUCGAGCACUGGACAGCUUCCCGACGGGAGGACAACGGACGUCGUCACCGUGACACCCGUAUUCGAAACAACAGCUCCGAUGCCGAGCACCGCCGUCGACAUAAACGAGAAUCUCGUGUCGACCGAGGCAACCACUCCAGGAACUACCGUUUCGCCUGGGGGAAGUGCCAGUAACCAAUCCACCAGCAACGCGCCCGCAGGUGGAACGACGACUAUGCCAACAUCCGGGAUGACGAUGCCACCUAGACCUCAGAUCGGUCAGAUCGCUCAAGCUCCCACGACCCCAUACUUGGGUCGAUUCGGGGGCAGCAGACUGACGCCAGCUCCGCGAUUCAGCCCGAGCUCCACCACCAGAGCUCCUCUCCGCGAUUACUUGAUCUACGGAAUUUAUCCUAACAAAACGAUCGUUAGGAAACGGCCAGAGGACAACCUGAUCGACGCCAGGAACGUGGACAGCCCGUACGUGAUAUUCGGUAUCUUCCCGGAUGGCAGACUGGUCCGGAAGUUCCCGAACGGGACGAUAAUACCGGAUCCGCCUAGGAACCCGGUCGAGGUUGUGUUCUCACUUAGCACUACCACUACCACUAACAGGCCACCACCCAGACCGUAUUAUAACCAGGUUAACCAAGGCACUUACAAUCAGUAUCAAGGCCCCGGAACCGUUGAUCUUGGCCUUUCUGGUAACGCGAUCGUCGGCCCCAAUGGAGGUGGACCCGGUUUCACGGGACCACUUGGUACCCCUGCUAGCGCCCCGAGCACCGACGAAAUGAGCAAUACCCGAUUUAAUACGCAAAUGGGGACACCGUCGAGUGCAAUGUCUGGGAUCGGUGGUCCGGUGACGCCGAUAGUAAGUACCGGUCGACCGCCGACCGAUUCGCAGGGCGGUCGUAUCGUCCAAGAUCGAGAGAGAGACGAGGCCACCAGGACGAAAGAGGCCGGAGGUCAACGCAGCUCCGUGUACAUCGGACAGGACAAGUUCGUCAACUAUUGGACCGAUGGGGCGCCAGCCACUAACCCCCGCGUUGUCAGUGUAAAUAUUAAUUCAGUAGCUUCUGGUGCCAAUGAGGGAGCAUCAACGUCUGUGCCGUCAUUCGAAAAUCUCUUGAACAAUCAGCCAACAGGUCAAGUGACAGCACCGCCUGGAUUCCCAUGGAGGGAUCCUUUGGAUCAAAUUUUUGGAAUUACCACUGCCUCUCCAGUGAUAACAGCUUCGGUUGCUUCAAAUACUUUGGACGAUUCGGCAGAUGCAAAUGGUCAAUUCCCCCCACAGCCAAUCAAUCCCUUCGUUGAGGUGUUUACCCCGUUUUCUAGUGUGAUUGGCAACAUUCUGUCCUCAACUCAGGCAUCAGCUAAUUCAGCUGCAGCAACAACUAUGCCACCUACAAGAACCAUACCCACAACUACUACAAUGGCACCGACUACAACAACAAUGGCGCCAACAACUACAACAACAACUACAACUACCACCACGCCGCAACCUGCAACAACAACAACUACAACUACAACUACCACCACGCCGCGACCUGCAACAGCUGCUCCAACUAGUCCUUCACCUGCAACAAGUCCGUCUAGUCAAUCGAACAAUGCGUUGACGAAUGCGCAACAGCAAAACACGUUUGGAACCACAUUCAACGACCUGGCCUUCUUGAAUUCAUUGUUACAGGGUGCCUCCAGAAGUAGCACGCCGAAGACACUCACAGAAGUCGAACAGUUGUUGGCGAACAAGAUUCUGUCGUUGGCGUUGAACAAACCAGGACCAACUCGAUCGCAAAAAGCAAUAAACCUCGACAGCGCGUCGCCAAACACGAUCCUUCAGUCCACGCUACGGACACCUUACGAGCCAAUAGUGAUCGACUUGUCCCCGUCGUCGACUUCUGCUGGACCCUCGUGGGAACAGACAACGGCUCAAACCACUGAAAAUCCAGCGAAGAAUAGCGUGGCACCCGUGCAAGUGACCUGGACACCAAGUUCAACCACCACCACGAAGAGAACUGUGGAAUCGAGCACAGCCGCUUCGACCACAUCCAGAUCGACACUGAUAAGCACCACCAAGGCUCCCGUAGUUAGCACAAUCAAAACAAUAACUACUCCGCGACCUAGGACCACUACCCAAGCGCCAUUAGGUUUUGGCGCCAGCCUCUGGCAGGCUCUCUUCGGCGGUGGCCUCUUCGCGCAACCAACCACUCCAAAGCCUGUCAAACAGAAACAGGCAAAGGUCGCAACAAAAUCUGUUAAUAUUACGCCAAAGCCUGUUCAAACGACGCAGAAGCCAGAGACUACUAAAGCAGUUCCUACGACUACGACGUUCAAGUCCGUGGAUAUUUCGAAGAUCGAGGUGAACACCCCCAAUUCUGUUGCGUGGAAUACUAUAUCGGCGACUACUCCCAGCUCGAUAUCAACGACUAAGCUUCAGUUGCUGAACAAUCCCAAUCCGAGGUUGCCCAAUGUUGCCAUGUCGACGAUCUCGCCCGAAGAUGACACUAAGUUCCUGCUUGCACUGUUGCGUGCCGCUCAACAGGAAAAUAAAGCUAGUGUCCCGAAAACGUCAUCAGGCUUAUCUCAGGACGAUGAAUCUUUCUUGAGAGCGAUACUAAGCGGGCGAGCUCUCACGACGACAACUCCCGCGCCGUCAAAUGAAAUCAAUAAUGCUGCCUUGUUGGCGGCACUGUUAAAGGCUCAAGGGAUAGAGCCGCAGACUCCUGCGACCAAUAUUAGAGAGCAACUACUGUUAGCCAGCCUCGGGCAGAGCGUCACCUCUGCUCCGACCGCAUCCCCGUAUACCGAGUCUACGACAAUUACGACAAGGCCGCCAUCGACUGCAACUCGACCUACGGAUACCACGAAAAAGACGGUGACACCGAGACCAACCUCAGGACCAAGGAUACGCACUACAACGUGGUCGCCGAGCUCGACAUAUCCACCUCCCCUCUUCAGUUCCUUCUCCAAUUACGGUUCACCGGUACAGUCGCUCGGUGGCGAGAAUUCUGGAACCGGCGCGUUAUUUGGUGCUACCAGAGCGUUCAGUCAGUUUCUUGGCGCUGCCCUAAGCGGAGCAGCGCAGCAGUUGCAGUCCUUAGUCAGAAAUGGCACUAGAAUCAUGUCCGGAGCGGCGGGCUAAAGUAAAUAAACGAAUAAACAAAGCAAACAGCAGGGAGUGACAAUUAAUAUAUAAUCCCUAGCAUAAGAGAUUAAUUCGCAAACGUGGGAAUUUAGUACGGUACGAGUGCACGCAAGAAGACACUAUUGCUUUGGAGGAUCUGGUGGCAGCGAUACCUGAAAUAAGCAUUCGUAUAAAUUUCGUCGACUCGAGGAUUUUCUUAAAAAAAUCUUACCGAGGGAUUAAGUGUUUGUUCGAUGUCGGUGGAUAAACCUCUCAAACUUCGUUCUUUUUUAUGUAUAGAUGGUAGUGUUACGUGUAAUAGUUGGUACUGUAACUUGUUGGGUGAUUAUUGAUUACGUACUUUACUUUAAUCAGUGUAGAUAGUAGCGAGCAUGACAUUUUAAGCGCGAUACGAUACAUUAUUAAUUCUUAAAACACGGAGGUCUUGAAUAAUUCUUUCGUCGAACAGUAUACAAAUUUUCAAUCGUAUUAUCUUGUAUAUUUGAUACAAAAUAUAUUCGACCAAAAAAUGAAGAAAUAGCUUAUACAGUUUGCAUGAAUAUAAACUCGGCGAGAUUGCAAAAGGUAAUGUGAUCGUAAGUAAUAAUAAUUUUAAUAAAAAAGCAAACGUACACAUACAAUCAGUCCCAUAGGCCUGAAUUAAAUGAUAGGUUUCAUGUUAUUAAAUGAAUUAUUCAUUAUAAAUAUACAAAUGUAUGAAAUUUAUUCAUGCAAAUAUUUACAAUGAAACAUUUAUUUAGAACACCAAACUUACCACUUAAUGUAGACUUUCUUCAAUAGAAGGGUACGAAUACUUAUAGGACUGACUGUAUGUGUCAAGAGGUUCAAACAGAAACAUGUACAGUCGUAUCAAGCAUAGCGAAUACAAAAAUUAAAUUCUGAAAACCACCAAAAAUAUUAAAUACGUAUUAAAUAUAUCCUCGAUAAUAUUAAAUAUGUAUAUUCUUGUGCUGGACUCGACUAUACGCAAUUUCGUUUCCGUUUCAUCGCUGGAACGCUCGAGUAUUAAAUUUCCGUUAGGAUUUAACAAACGGUGCUUCCACUCCGUGUUUUAAGCGUUAAGGAAGAAGCACUCGGUGGCGAGGACACCGGUGACGAAAUUCUUCAAGGCUUCCAGUCUCGAGUUUCGAUAGAAGCAAACAGGAACGACGCUUUGCAAACGUUUCUGGGGUAGCGCAAAGACGAUUCGGGCGCCUCGUACCCUUCUGAGACAUUUGUAACGUUCGUCGCAAUUAAGAUAAUUAAUUGGGGAUGGGGGAGGCGACGUGGCACGUCGCGAUUCGCGAGACAGUGACGAUUCGCGGCGUCCUGCGCGAAACGCGGAUCGACGAGGGCGCCCACCCACAAAGAUCGAUUCAACGACGACCGCGUCGGCGAUGCUGCUAACAAGGGAACGUCCAGACCUGUCCCCCCCUUGAAUUGCGUUCGACUUUGCAUACGGGGGUACUUUUGGGUGGAGACGCCAACUUCGACAAUAUUACACCCCAGGUUUGCGUGUGUGGCUUUAAAGAGGGCGUCGCUGGUGAUUUAAUAUUAUAUUAUUAACGUUAAAGGAUUUCCAAAGAGAUGUUUUGGUAUGUACACGCAUGAAGUGGUUUUAAGGCAAUAUCUCUGCUUUUUCUCUCUACCAAGUACUUUUGAAUUAAUGUCUUCACUUUUCCUCUGUAUAAAGUACUUCUGAAUUAAUAUCUCCAGUUUUUCCCUACAUGAAGUAUUUCUUAAGUAAUACAUAGUUUGAUAUUUUUCUUGCACAAAAUAAAAUUCGUGUUUUAACACUUUUGUAGUAAUAUUUAAAUGUUUUUCUCGCAUAAACUAUAUGUAUAGUAAUACUUCAUCAUUUUUCUUGCAUGAAGCGUUUCUAAAGUAAUGUCUCGUCAUUUUCCUUAGAUACGGUAUCUGUAAACACCUUUUUAAAUAUUUCUCUAGCAAUGUUUAAACAGUUUUCUUGCAUAAAAUAAUUCUGUAGCAAUAAUUUAAUACGUGUUUCGCAUAAAAUGUUUUUAUAGUCACAUGAUACCAUUGUUCCUGCAUGAGGUGUUUCUAAGGUAACAUUUUGAUAUUUUUCCUGCGUAAAAUGUUUGUAAGGUAAUAUUUUAUCACUUUCCAUGUUUAAAAUAUUUCUAUUAUAAUAUUUAAACAGUCGUCCUGCAUAAAGUGUUCAUAUCUGGACAUUUUCUCGAUUCAAAAUAUUUCUACGGUAUAAUUUUAAUAUUUUUCUUGCACGAAGAAUAAUUAAAGUGACAUUUGAACAUUUUUCCCAUAUAAAAUAUUUCUGUAGCAAUAUUUAAGAACUCCCCCCAAAGUGUUUCUCUAACAAUAUUUGAACAAUUUUCUUGUAUACGAAACUCGAGUAAAUCCUUUAUAACAUGUAAUGUAAAAUUUCAUCGAACCAACGCGAACAUUUAAAAGAUUGUCCUUCUGCUAAAAAUAGCAGAAAAAAUGUAUAAUUAAAAAUUUCUAGAUUUAACGUCUCCAUCUAAAAAUACCCAUGCAAAAUUCGACCCUGACUCCGAGUUGGGCAAGUGGCGACGUUCCCCUUGCGAAGGUGGAUAAUUUAAAGUAUCUCUGAAUGAGAGCGAGAGUGAGUGUGGAUGCGUGCGAGCGAGAAAGAGAGGGAGAAAAAGAGAAACAAGGGUAGUCGACAGCGAAGCGUCAACGGAGCAUUGUGUACAGUUUCGCGCGCACCUUUGCUGUACGGUGCGUCGCGUACCUUUUUUUUUUCCUUUUUAUAUAAUAAAGCUGGAAGCGUGUACAGUA